CGUAUGCAGGUAAAUAUGUCUUUAGAAACAGAAGACGCCGUCCUUCGAGGAAACUACCUCGAGCUGACCCUCCUCAGGCUCCUUCUCUUCCUUCACUUUGUGAGGAUACAGAGGAGGAAGACAACAACGAAGCUCCACCUGUUGUUGCACCAGAGCCUGAACAGCCCAACUCUACCAAUACAUGCUCUGGAACAAAAUCUUCCACUGCCCUCGAAGCUGCUGCACUGGAAGCCGCUGACAAAGACAACACUCCCACACCUGAGAUCACCUACAUGAGCACUUCCAGCAGUUCCUGCAGCAGCAGCAAUAACUGGCAGCAAGAGACGGUAGAGGAGGACAGCCUAGAGAAACUGAGGAGCAUUGUGAGUGUGGGAGAUCCUAUGAAGAAGUACGUUGAAUGGGAAAAAAUUGCCAGUGGGGCUUUCGGAACGGUCUAUGCAGCGACCGACACUGCCACAGGAGGAGAGGUGGCCAUAAAGCAAGUGUGUCUCCAAAAACAGCUCAAAAAGGAACAAAUUGUCGAUGAGCUCAUUAUCAUGAGGGACAACAAGCAUCCAAAUAUUGUUAACUAUUUAGACAGCUACCUGGUUAGAGAUAAACUGUGGAUAGUGAUGGAAUACCUAGACGGAGGCUCCUUAAGCGCUGUUGUUAAGGAAGUAAGCAUGAGUGAAGGAAUGAUGGCAGCUGUCUCUCGAGAGUGCCUGCAAGCACUGGCGUUCCUCCAUUGCCACCAAGUGAUCCACAGGGAUCUCAAAGGCGAUAACAUUCUUCUUGGAAUGGAUGGAUCCGUCAAGUUGGCUGAUUUUGGUCUCGCUGCUCGCAUCACACCUGAGCAGAGCAAACGAAGCUCAGUCGUCGGCACAGCGCAUUGGAUGGCCCCCGAAUAUCUAACGAAAGAGGAAUACGGACCCAAAGUGGAUAUUUGGGCACUGGGCAUCACAGUGAUAGAAAUGCUGGAAGGAGAACCUCCUUAUUUUUGGGAGCUUCCUCACAGGGCCCUGCAGCUCAUCAUUUUAAAGGGGAUACCGGAGCUGCAAAACCGCGAGAAACUGUCCCCUGCAUUGCAGGACUUUCUGAAACGCUGCUUGCAGGCAGACGAGGACAGUCGAUGGUCUGCUGAGCAACUUCUGCAGCAUCCAUUUUUACUCUCAGCCAUGCCCCUCUCCGGCCUGACAACUCUGAUCAAUGCAGCGAGGCAGCUGAGGGAGGCCAGCAGACAGAGGAAGGGUUUUGGGAUGCCUUCCUUCAGUUCCAGUGAUGGGUGGAACUCAGAAGAAAACUGA
Molecule: messenger RNA, 1283 nt
Organism: Chiroxiphia lanceolata (lance-tailed manakin)
Lineage: Eukaryota; Metazoa; Chordata; Aves; Passeriformes; Pipridae
Product: serine/threonine-protein kinase PAK 3-like
Exons: 12
Coding region: 273-1283 (336 amino acids)
Biological process (GO): regulation of axonogenesis; protein phosphorylation; intracellular signal transduction
Cellular component (GO): cytoplasm
Molecular function (GO): ATP binding; protein serine/threonine kinase activity
Source: RefSeq, a predicted model, not a curated record